GAUAAUUGAUUUGUAACGUUCUACCAGUGGCACGCUUAAUAAUUGACCUAUUUAUCAGUUUUAACUCAGCAACAAAACCAGCCAGCCAUACUAUCGUAACGACCUUCCGUAACACCCUUUCUUAGCGGAUAGAAAUCAACAAAAAGCACUGGUUUUGAACAUAGAAGACCUCCGCUACGCUCCGACAUUAAUUAAACUACAGUAUACAGAUUUUAUAGAUCUUGCCAAGCUUUAUUGCGUGAUUCUCAUGGCAACAACCAAACACAAUUGCUACACACAGCACACUCGUAAAACAGUCUUUUCUGUAUUUUGUUUUCGGUCGCUAAACCGUCGGUUUAUACGGUUGCCUAAUAUUUAUUUACUGUAGAAAAGAUGCCGAAAGAGUGAUGAUGCGCUGUCAAACAACGAAGAUCCUGCUGAGAUUCCCGGGAGAAGGACAAUCCGUCACGCAUCCGUCUGGUAUUAAGAGGUCAGUUUUAGCUGCGCGGCCAGUCGUCGCCCCAGCCAGCGGGAUAUGAAUCGAUGGGAUGAACAGUGUGCACGGUGUUAAUUGGCGUUGGCUUACAAUGAGCCAGAUACUUUGAGAUACUCUGGGAUAGCCGUUUGUCCAGCACCGGCAGGAGAGUGUCCUGUCCAUGAAUGCCACAUCCUGAUCCUCCAUACGGUGUCCAGCCCACCAGGAUGACGAGCUGGACAGCGCAGCGCAUCAUGAUCGUUGUUCUAAUAAUUAUUCUCUCCGUUGGCUUUUUCGCAUUAGCCCCGACUCUACCGACAUUCAGCCAGUUCGCGCGUCAUUUCAGCUAUAGGCGAUCAGCGCCACCCUGGAAGGACAUGAAUCCGAAUUGUGCGUCCACCGAAGCCACCGCCCAAGAGCCGGACGCGGACAUGGACCGGCUGCGUUGCGGCUUACUGCUGCGUAUGUCUGGUCGGAUCGCCGCGGCACAGCAAUACCGUCAGCAGCGGCGCCAGGCGUUCCCGACGGUCUCCAACAGCACGCCCAGCGGUGCAUCUCUGGCCCGAUUCCUGACGUACAAUUUCCGGCCGAUCCUGGACGCGGGACUGGGCAAUUUCUUGUUCCAGACGGCCACGCUGGUGGGCUGUGCGCACCACAACCACCGCAUUCCGGUGCGGAUUAGCCACGACCUGCGGAUGGUCCUGUUCGAAGGAAUGGAUAUCGACUACAUGGACCCGUCCGUCCUCUUCCCGAACAAUUCGCUGGCAGCGCAGACUCUGGGCGACUUGGGUCCGGGAAAGUUCACUCCCGUCUUCCACAACAUCAGUUCGCGCUUUCCCCACGACGCCGCGGCGUUAUCCGGGUACGGGCAAUCCUGGAAGUAUUUCCACGGUGUCGCCCCCGAGAUCCGCGCGCUGUUGACCUUAAAGGAAGCCAUUCAACGGCAAGCCAUCAACGCCAUUCUGGAGGGUCUGCAGAGCCUGCGCCUUCGUGGCACCCUGAGUCGCGGUAGUCACAACCAGCAGCCGGUGCGCGUGGGGAUCCACGUGCGCCGCGGCGACAUCGUCAACAACGCCGGGUUCGCCGCGCACGGCCACGUGGCCGCCACGGAGGAGUACCUACUGCGCAUGGCGCUGCGCAUGCAACGCCGCUACCCGCACGCCGUCUUCUUCGUCCUCAGCAACGACCUGGAAUACUGCCGUCGGCUCUUCCGCGAACCCAACGUCGUUUUCGUCGCCGGGAAGCCGGCCACCGUGGACCUGGCCGUCAUGACCUUUAUGGAUGUGCUGGUGCUGAGUGUGGGCAGUUAUGGAUGGUGGGCGGCGUACCUGAGCGACGCGCAGGAGGUCGUCUAUUUCAAGGACUGGCCGCGCAAUGGCAGUGAGUUUGCGCGGGGCCUGGCGGCGGAAGACUACUUCCUCCCGGCAUGGCACGCUGAGAAUUAGCCGGGUAACUGCUCAGUCAGCGCCAGCAAUCACCAACGACAGAUCCUUUCAACUACGUCGCCGUCUGGUGUCUAUGGCAUACUGCUUCGCGCUUUUGAAAUAAUCGUUCUACUAAAGUCUGAUGCUCGUAAUGUUUGUUUUUACAAGUUUCAGUGCUAAAGCUGUUGUUACGGGGAAUUAGAAUUAUUAUGCUACGAGCAGUUUUUAUUGUUUUUUUGCCAGAUGCACAUUGCUCAG
Paramacrobiotus metropolitanus is the source of this 2136-nucleotide messenger RNA. RefSeq names its product galactoside alpha-(1,2)-fucosyltransferase 1-like. Bases 640 to 1899 code for a protein of 419 amino acids. Gene Ontology annotation, biological process: carbohydrate metabolic process. Gene Ontology annotation, cellular component: membrane. Lineage: Eukaryota; Metazoa; Tardigrada; Eutardigrada; Parachela; Macrobiotidae. The record is from RefSeq and is a predicted model, not a curated record. The transcript has 3 exons. Gene Ontology annotation, molecular function: galactoside 2-alpha-L-fucosyltransferase activity.